AUGCAGUUGCUCCAUAACCCAACUCCAUUUCACCAUUCCGUUUGCAAGUUGACAGUUAUUAACGUUGAAUAUACUUGUCAGAGUAGUGCCAUCAAAUAUCUUUUUAAAUAUAUUCAUAAGGGAAAUGAUCGAGUUACAGCUGCCAUACAUCAUUCAAAUUCAACUCAUCAUGGAACUCGCACAAACGAUGAAAUUAAAAUGUUUUAUGAUUGCAGGUAUGUCUCUGCAUGUGAAGCGGCAUGGCGUAUUUUUGGAUUCGACAUUCAUUACAUAUACCCUCCUGUUCAAAGAUUGCCUUUCCACCUGCCCAAUCAAAAGAGCAUUGUUUUCAAUGAUUGUGCUUCAAUCUCUGAUGUAAAGACAAUGGCUGAGUCUAGAAGAACAAUUUUCGAAUCUUGGAUGGAAGCAAAUAAAAAAUUUCCAGAAGGGAGAGAUCUUACUUAUGCAGAGUAUCCAACUCAUUUUGUUUACGUAGAAGACGCCCAAGAAUGGCGUCCGAGAAAAAGAGGAUUUUCAAUUGGAAGAAUUAAUCGUUUCUCAUCAAAUAAUGGAGAAGAUUCCUAUCUUCGGAUCCUGCUUACUUAUCAAAAGGGUUGUACAUGUUAUGAAGAUUUGAGAACAAUCAAUGGCGUGCUUUUUCCGUCAUUCAAGGAUGCAUGUUAUUCUUUGGGACUGUUGGAUGAUGACAAUGAGUACAUUGAUGCAAUUAAGGAGGCAAGUUUCUGGGUGUUUGCUUAUUAUCUUCGAAAUCUUUUUGCUCUAUUGUUAUUAAGUAACUCAAUGACGAAACCUGAAAAUGUUUGGGAUAAAUGUUGGAAUUAUCUGUCCGACGAUGUUCUUUAUAGGCAUAGGAAAAACACCGGACGUCAAGAUGCGGUACUUGAUGAAGAGUCAAUAAAAAACAUAACACUUGCUGAAAUUGAUAAGGUACUGCAAAGCAAUGGAAGGUGUCUCUCUGAUUAUCCAACAAUGCCCCGCGUAAUCAGUGAAUCUUUGUUUGAUAUGCCAAAUAGAUUGGUUUUGGAUGAAUUAUCAUAUGAUAGAUCUUCUUUGAUGGAAGAGCAUAAAAGACUUAAUAGUUCUCUUAAUGAUGAGCAGAGAGUUGUUUAUGACAAGAUCAUUUCAGCUGUUUUAGCAGGUAAAGGGGGAUUUUUUUUUCUUUAUGGAUAUGGUGGUACAGGAAAAACAUUCAUCUGGAAUACUCUUUCAGCUUUCGUUAGAUCAAAAGGGGAAAUCGUGCUAAAUGUUGCUUCCAGCGGAAUUGCUUCCCUUUUGCUUCCUGGAGGACGAACAACUCAUUCUAGAUUUCGUAUUCCUAUUCAGAUCACUGAAGAUUCAACCUGUAAUAUCAGGCAAAAUUCUACUCUUUCUGAGUUGCUGUCAAAAACAAAAUUAAUCAUUUGGGACGAAGCCCCAAUGGUACACAGAUUUUGCUUUGAGGCUUUGGACAAAACACCAAGGGAUAUUCUGAGAUUUUCCGAUACCGGUUGUUUUGAUAAGCCAUUUGGUGGAAAGGUAGUUGUUCUGGGAGGUGACUUUCGACAGAUAUUGCCAGUUAUUCCUCAUGGCAGCAGACAGGACAUAGUCCAUGCAACCAUCAAUUCUUCAUAUCUUUGGACGCAUUGUCAUUUACUAAAUUUGACCAAGAACAUGCGUCUUAAUUCUGGAGGUGGCGUUCAUAAUUUAGUGGAAAUAAAAAAUUUCUCUGAUUGGCUUCUUAAAGUGAUGGUGACAUUGGAGAUAGUGUUGAUGGAGAAUCUCUCAUAG
Messenger RNA from Gastrolobium bilobum, 1767 nucleotides. RefSeq lists its product as uncharacterized. The transcript is spliced from 3 exons. The record is from RefSeq and is a predicted model, not a curated record. The coding region runs from base 1 to 1767 and encodes 588 amino acids. Gene Ontology annotation, molecular function: DNA helicase activity. NCBI's taxonomy places the organism in Eukaryota, Viridiplantae, Streptophyta, Magnoliopsida, Fabales, Fabaceae. Gene Ontology annotation, biological process: DNA repair; telomere maintenance.